UAAUGAACUUCUUCCUAGCUUAGAAUUGAUCUCUGUUGCACAGCUGAAAUUAAGUUCAUGUGAGGAUAAUCUUAGGUGUGGGCAUGGAAUGAGGUCAGACACCCACUAACAUGGAUAGGGGAAAAAAUCUGAAAGUUAAGUAGAGAUAGUUUUUGAUACAAAAUUCAUUAUCUUAUUGCAAUCUCACUGAACAGACUGAAAUCUUUCCUCUUCAGGUAAAAUAAGGGGAAAAGAGUUUUAGCCAAAAUAAGAGAUAUAAAGAAAAUCUGGAGUGGAUACAAAACAAGCAUUGCUUUAUCUGCACUAGAGGUACUUAGUAGUAAAUGGUGAGCUCUCUCAUCAUGAGGGCUGUAGAAAUCAUUGAAUCACUUUCAUUGAUGAUGCUGAUUUGAUGGUGCAGAGAGAAAAAGGCAGCAAUGGAAAAUGCUACUCAGUGAGCUGAUGCUUCUCAUUUUCAUCUCAGUUGCACAAUUAAACACAUUAACUGCCUGCUUUACUUUCUUAAACUCUCCAAAUUCUUACCAUUGCCAAUACCAACAUGAAAGCUAUUUUGCGGAAAGCUUUUCUGUGAAGAUGAACUAGUGCUUAAUGUGCUAACCUGAGAACCAGAAACAAUGGGGCUGAAGAGGCAUGUUUCUGUGGCCAGUCUGUCCUAUCCUGUUGAGAAGAUAAAGGUCAGAUCACUGCCCACCUGUGGCUGUUUUGCUUUGGGAUCAGAGCUCAUAUCUGCAGUUGCCCACCUUGCCAGGCACCCAUCCAAGCCUCUCUAUCACUCCUCUGUGCAACUGAACAAGGGAGAGAAAAUAUUAAAAAGGGUUCAUGGAUUGAGAUGAGGACCAGGAGAGAUGUCUCACCAAAUAUAGUCAUGAGCAGAACAGACUCAGCUUGGGGAUAUUAACAGAAUUUAUUACUAACAAAAUCAGCAGGACAAUGAGAAGUAAAAGCAGACCUGGAAAACACCCUCCUUCUCAGCUCUACUUCCUCCUCCAGUCCAGUGGCAGGGGGAGAUGGGGCAUAGUGGUGUGAUCAGUUCAGCACACAUUGUUUCUUUCCCUGCUCUGAUGUGCAGUCUCUUCCCUGGGAGCUGGUACUCCAUUAAUUUCUCCAGUGUGAGUCCAUCCCAUAGGCAACAGUUCUUCAGAAAUUACUGCAACAUAGGUCAUUCUUCGCUGGGUGCAGUCCUUCAUGGACACCCUGCUCCAGCUUGUGUUCCCCAUGUAGUCACAAGUCCUAGCAGGAGACCUGCUCCUGUGUGGGCUCCUCUCUCCAUGGGUCCGCUGGUCCCUGCCAGGAUCUUGUUCCAGCACAGACCUCCCUCAGGUUCACAGCCUCUUUUGGGCAUUAAACUGCUCCAGCACGGGUCUUCUUCAAGGGCUACAGGUGGAUCUCUGCAUCCCUGUGAUCCUCCAUGGGCUGCAGGGGCACAGCUGCUUCACCACGGACUUCACCACGGGCUGCAGAGGAACCUCAUCUCCAGUGCCUGGAGCACCUCCUCCCCCUCCUUCUCCACUGACAUUGGUAUCUGCAGAGCUGCUCUUCUCACAUGUUCCCACCCCACUCUUUUCUGGCUCUUUCUCCUUCUCCUUCUCCUUCUUCUUCAUCUUCUUCAUUUUCUUCAUCUUUGUCUUCAUGUUAUCACAGAGGCAUUAUGCUCAUUUCCAGCUGGCCCAGUCUUGGCCAGUGGCACAUCCAUCCUGGACCUGGCUGGCAUUGUCUCUGGCAGACUUAGAGGACGCUUCUGGCACCUUCUCACAGAAGUCACCCCUGCAGUUAUGAGGACCUGGCCAUGCUACCCAAUACAUCAGGUUCUGAUUCCUCCUGCUGCCCUUGGUGACAAACACUGAUGCCGAAGAAGAGCCCAAUAGAAAAGAGAAGGUAGUAGUAUAAAGCCCUGUGCAGCAAUGGGAGGCUUUGAAGACCUCUAAUGGCUAAGAAGUAGCUGCAAGAGCUUACAUAGAAUGAAGAUCCAAGUAAACAACACUUGAGGAGUGGAGAGAAACUCUAACCUAAAUCAUAGAAUCACACAACGGUUUGGGAGGAAAGAGGCCUUCAAGAUCAUCUAAUUCCAACAGACCUGCUAUGGGAAGAGGCAUGUUCCACUAGACCAGAGACAUAUUUUCAAACUGAAGUUUAACAGCUUGGAGAAACCGAUGAAGAGUUCUUGCAUGGUUGUGAGGAUGAAGUGACUCAGAAACAAGAACAGAACUGGAAGGAACUUGCACCAUUUCUGAUGCAAGAGCUGCAGUGUGCCAAUCUGCAGUGACUUUGAUAAAAAUCUCCUUCACAACAACCCAUUGUAAUUCUCUUAAUGUACUGGAAUUAGUUGUCCACAUAACUCUGAAAUGCAAGAUCAAACACAAAAGAAUAUGUUCCAGGAAGAUUUCAGGAACAUGACUGAAGGGACCAGGAACAGCAGUGACUCCUCAUCCGCCUUCGUUCACACCAGCACCGUGAGUGCCAUACUGGUCACUGUCUACUCGGUUGCCUUGGCUGGAGGUGGAAUUGGGUCCAUCACAAUGUCCUUUGUGCUGCUCAAGAUGAACACUCUGUCUGUGACCACGACUGCCAUCAUUAACCUGGUCGUUGUGCACAGCCUCCUCCUCUUCACGGUGCCCUUCCGCCUCCACUAUUAUGUCAAAAAGAAGUGGAUAUUUGAUAUGCCAUUUUGCAAAAUGGUGAGUGCCAUGGUGCACAUCCACAUGUACCUGACCUUCAUAUUUUAUGUGAUCACCCUGGUGAUCCGGUGGCUCAUCUUCUUUCAGUGGAAGGACAAGGUGGAGUUUUACAGGAAGCUGCACGCCAUUGGGGCGAGCGCUGCCGUGUGGCUCUUCGUCAUGGUCUUUGGGGUGCCACUCUUCUACUUCGAGUAUGGACGCUCAGGCUUAUACAAUAAUACAACAUGCUUCAAGUUCCAUAAAGAAUUACAGCACGAGAGUGUGAAAGCCCUGAACUACACUGUAAUUGUAGCUGUUGCCCUCAUUUCUUGCGUCCUCUUGAGCUUGCAGAUUUUUAUCCUGGUAAAAGUGGCGAGAAAAUUUUCCACCUCCCUCUGUUCACAUCAAGAAUUCUGGGCCCAGGUGAAAAACUUGAUUUUCAUCUGGAUCAUCAUAAUUUGGUUCCUUCCCUAUCACCUGUUCAGAGCCUACUACAUACAGCAUGUGAGUGAUUUUGACCAGUUAGAAAGCUACAAUGAGGUUUUUUUGAGCCUGACUGCCCUGAGCUGUCUGGACCUGCUGUCAUUCGUGCUGAGUGGAAGUCGCUUCUUCAAGCAAAAUGUGGGGAUGCUCCACAGGAGGUUGCCUUGCUGCUAGCAUCAGCAUCCUUCAGCGUGUGCAGGAGCUGGGAUAGAACAGUGAUGGAUAGACAGAGCAAAUGCACUCCUCAGCAAGUGAGGGCGUGCUCUGGAAAUGGUGCAACACACUCGCACAGGGUUUUGCAUAUCAGCUUCCUGAAGUAAUGGAACAAACUGCCUCCUGAGUCCGAGUUAGUAAACAGGAAGGUGACCUCAGCAAUUUCCUCAUGGUGCUACCCAGUGAGUUGUGGAUGGACCUGGAGAAGAGGGAAGAAAGGUCAUGGGUUCUUCUCUCUUACUGUUUUUACAUCAAGAUUUGUGAAGUUAAAGGCACUAGGAGGAGACCUGAGAAUUACAGUGUAGAAACACAAAUAAGAAAGCUGGUUUAUAUGGACUGAGGUACAGAUUUAUGAAACUUAAAGAUCUAUAUAAUUUUCCCAUACAUUUCAUAUUUAUUUCCCACAAGCUCUUAUAAAAUAUUAGGGAAGAUAUUGUUCUUCUUGAGUAGGUCUGUUUCUUCAUUGUUAUGCAUAACUUUCUAAGUGAAUUGAACUGUUAAACCAGAUAUUUAAAACUGAUUCAAUGAUAGAUAGUUAUUUCUUAAAAUAUUUUCUCAAAAAUCACUUUUUGAGAUGAUACCACUGCAGCAGAAAACAAUAUUCUCUUUCUCAUAUUAUGAAAAUAUGUCUAAAAAAUUAUACAUGCUUACUGAAAUGGACAUUGCAAAUUCAAACAAAAACCUGUAUUAUUAUUCACAAAAUUUUUCAAUUAAAAGUAAUAUUUUACAGUCAGGACAAGUUUUUUUAGAUCAUUCAGACAGAAUUUGUCUUCUCUUCAAAAGACAAAUAUCUUAGAUAUCCAAGGUAGCAAUGUUUCUUUGUAAAUCUUAUGUUGAUUUUGUGCAUUUAUGAAGUUUAUAAGUAGUCACUCACAGUGUCUUUAACUUGAAAGCAAUUCUAUAAAUUUUGUAUCCUGCACUGAUGGAAGGAAUGAAAAUGUUGCUGCUUAGAUUGGAGGGAUGGAAAAAGCUAAUAGUAGCUAAAAAAGCAUAUUCUAUCUCAGUGAGGCAUUGCCAGUUGCUGUCUUUGAAGACAGAAAUAAAUUCCACUAAAAAAGAUGAAAAAUUUGGUAAAAUAUUUCUAUGAGAGACAUUGAAGCUUUCAUAGCUCAGCCAAUUUAUACAUAUCCCUAAAAAAGAACAUAAAUCUUGACUUCUCUAAUGCAAGACAUCAAUGGCGAAUCUUUAUUUUUCUUGCCAUGUGCAUGAGGUCACAUUUUUUUCAUCCAGAGUUAGUGGGAUAAUAAUUUAAUCAUUUAACUAAUUAGAGGUUAUUAGCUGAUCAAUUUCCAUGAGAGUCUUUACUCAUGAUGCUGUUGAAAUCCACCUUUUCACCCCUGUGAAUUUUUCCAUUCCUUUCUGCUUCACCGUCAACAUCUCUUGCACAUCAGACAGCAAUAAAAUAACAAUUGGUUGAUCUUGUUGUAUCUGUGCAAUCUCAUUGCUGUGCUCAUUGCUUUUGGUCCCUCCAAGAUGGUUAUUUUAUGAGAUCCCAUCUCUUCUAUGGUCUUUCUACCUUGUCUUCCUUCCUUCUUGCUUCAAGGUCCUUUAUAUCUAUCAGGAUCUUUGAUCAUAAAAAGGUAUUUUCAGGUCAGAGUAUGAGUGAUGCUGUACAACACCAAAAGGUGGAAAUCACUGAAAUUCACAAUACAAGUGAGGUGUUGGGCAGCUCUCAUAGUUCACCCUUGGCAAAUAGCCUGGACCACAUCUGUUAAGAAAGAAAUGUGAGAGCUUGCAGUAUGUGUGUGCCUGAGAAAAAUCUGUCCAAGAAGGCGUUUGUUCCCAAAAGAUCACAGUAAAAAGGAUGACAACUACCAACCAGAUUCAACAGUAGCUGAGGAACUACUUUCAAAACAUGAAGGGAAUCAACUUGGAUGUGCAGCUCACUACUAGUUAACUGUGUGUCAUUUAGAAAGCAAUAAACUGCUAUUAUCCAGAUUUGUUUUAAAGCUACACAAAAAAAUCAUAUUCUCCUUGUGGCGGGAGAGGAUGGAAAUUGGCAUAACAUUUUUGUUUCCUCCCGUAGCAACGUGGUUGGUUAAAGAAAAUGCCUUGCAUGCAUUCUGUAGGCACUGCAUAGCUUUGUAACAUUAUAUUAUAACCCUUCUACUAUAAUAAAGUUAUUAACAAACAAAAUGACUAUGUGCUGAAAAAGUAAAGUCCCUCCUAGAAAAAUGCACAUAAAUUAGAAGUAUUUUAUCUGCAUUUGGAAUGAAAGAUAAAAUAUUAUUUUAAAAACAGUACCUCCCAACUAUACAGACCAACAAAUCUCGUUCAUCUGUGUUAAAAUCAGAAGUAAUUUAAUUCCUGUAAAAAUGCAAACUUUCACAGUAGCCUGCACUAUAGCAUCACAAAAAAUACUAAUGACUUUUUUUCCCCUAAUAAAAUUUGUUGCUAAUGAUGUUAAUACUAACUCAGCAUGAUAACAAGCUAAUUAGGAGGUCCUAUAAUCACAUGAUUUAAGAUGGUGAUGUUAUCCAGCACCACGUCAUGCCUUUUAUGGGUCUGUCUAUGCAGACUUUAUGUCUACCACUGGUCUUGCUUUGUGAGAGCCAGUGUGUGGCAGAGCAAGCCUUCCCCAGCCCUGAGAGAAUGAUCUCCCUUAACUGUGCCAGGAGUUGACCACUAUAGAAGAAGGGGAAUUUCCAGUUACCUUCAUCUGCUUGGUCAGAGGCACCACAAUCAUGAAGGUGACCUUUU
Molecule: messenger RNA, 6050 nt
Organism: Passer domesticus (house sparrow)
Lineage: Eukaryota; Metazoa; Chordata; Aves; Passeriformes; Passeridae
Gene: GPR141
Product: G protein-coupled receptor 141
Exons: 7
Coding region: 2343-3311 (322 amino acids)
Biological process (GO): G protein-coupled receptor signaling pathway
Cellular component (GO): membrane
Molecular function (GO): oxysterol binding; G protein-coupled receptor activity
Source: RefSeq, a predicted model, not a curated record